AAUAAACGCCGAAAAUAAGGUCUGAGGUUAACACAGGUUUAGGAUAGUAUAGACGUUUUGUUAUAUGACAUUUUACCGUCAGUUAACAUUACCUUUAUGUGAUUUGUGUUUUGUAUUAUUACAUACAUUCUUCUAAUUUCACAAAAAGCGACAUUAGCUCAUAAAGAUUGUCAAAGAACAAAAUGUAUCGCCUAAGCCUGUGUUUACCACAAUCAUUAGUUUCGGUGAUUAUUCCCCAAAAAACUACAACGCCAUUAAUUUGCCUCAUAGGCUUUGUCCAACGAACCAUGGCAGAGUUAUCGCCUAUAAAAAGGCGCCAUUACUAUUUCUCUCUAUGCCCUCUCUCACCCCGGUUUAGCAAGAAAAUCCGUGAAGAGCCGUGCUUUUUUAAUGGGUGAUUUGAGUGCAGUGAUGCCUACCAUACUAAACCAUCUUUGGCCAGACAGUGGAUGGACGCUGUGUCUCCACUUCCGCAUGUUCACGGAUUUGUAGGUUACGUUGUGUCCCGAUUACACCGUGUACUUUCCUUUCACGUUUUUGUGUCCCCGAUCGCUCCACCCUUGGAAGAAUAAAUCAGUCAAUUAUACAACACACUCUGCCCCCCUCCUCCUUAUCCACAUGCAUUGGAGUCUUGGGCCCCGGCGUACCGGCUCCAGCCAUGUCGGCAAGGAAUGCAGCGGCUGGCGGCGGUGACAGAGCGACAGGGGAACAGACAGGGGAUGUGUUGGUGGAGGAAAACCAAAGCCAUUCUGUCUCUCUGCCCAGCUUGAUGACCCCCACCUCAGCCGCUGGCAUGACCUCAGGAAUGGAACUGCCCCGGAAACGCAAGGGAAGCAUGGACAUGGAAAUCAAAUCGGCCUCCAGUCUGGUUGCAGAUAUGAAAGAUGAAGAAGACCGGUCUGAAGGGGAGGACUCUCAGGCUAAAAUCAAAUGCUUCAGGGAACCUCACAGCCAGAUCGAGAAGCGGCGGCGGGACAAGAUGAACAACCUGAUCGACGAGCUGUCAGCCAUGAUUCCCACCUGUAACCCCAUGUCCCGCAAGCUGGACAAACUCACCGUGCUCAGGAUGGCUGUACAGCACCUCAAAUCCCUCAAAGGUUCCACCUGUUCCUUUGCUGAAGCCAAUUAUAAGCCUUCAUUCCUCCCUGAUGACGAGCUCAAACACCUCAUUCUCAAGGCUGCAGACGGGUUCCUGUUCGUAGUGGGCUGUGAUCGUGGAAAAAUAGUCUUUGUCUCAGAGUCCAUCAACAAGACACUGAAUUACAGCCAGACGGAACUGAUUGGACAGAGUCUCUUUGACUACAUUCACCCAAAGGACAUGGGGAAAGUAAAGGAGCAGCUCUCAGCUUCUGAGUUAUACCCCCGCGAGCGACUAAUAGAUGCCAAAACGGGCCUGCAGGUCCAGGCUGACCUCCCGGUCGGAGCAGCUCGGCUGUGUCCGGGCGCGCGACGCUCCUUCUUCUGCCGCAUGAAGUACCACAAGAUCUCGGUCAAACAGGAGGACAAGGAAUUCCAGCCCAGCACAUCGAAAAAGAAAGAGUCUGAGAAGUACUGCACUGUCCACUGCACAGGCUACAUUCGCAGCUGGCCCACCAGUCAGCUGGGGGAGGAGGGGGGUGAGGGGGAGGCUGACAAGGACAGCUCUCACUUCAGCUGCCUGGUGGCCGUGGGCCGUGUCCACCCCCACGCCGCCUCUCUUGUCAACGGGGUCAACGAGGUCCUGGUCAAAGCAACGGAGUUCGUCACGCGCUACGCCAUGGAUGGCAAGUUCACCUUCGUCGACCAACGAGCCACCACUGUCCUAGGAUACUUACCCCAGGAGCUGCUUGGAACGUCAUGCUACGAAUACUUCCAUCAACAUGACUUGCCACAUUUAGCAGAACGACAUCGAAAAGUGCUGCGGAGUAAAGAGAAAAUAGAGACAAAUUGCUACAAAUUCAAAACGAAACAUGGCUCUUUUGUCACACUACAAAGUCGGAUGUUUAGUUUCAUAAAUCCCUGGACCAAAGAAGUAGAAUACAUAGUGUCAACCAAUACUGUCAUAUCUGACCAAUGUCCAACAGACAGAUCUGGAGACAAAGCAGAACAGUCAACUAAUUCCAAGGCUUCUGAAGACGAUGGCAAUAAGUCUCUUCCCAUCAUCCCGGGGAUCUCCUGUGCUUCCACUACCAUGAUCUAUGCAGGGAGCAUCGGGACCCAGAUCGCUAAUGAGCUGCUGGACUACAACAGGAUGAACUCGUCCCCAUCCAGCGGUAAUGUCAGCCCCUUCACUGUGCUGAAGGACAAGUCUCCUCUGCAACUUACACUGUCCAGCAGCAACGUGCCAAAUGGAGAGGUGGCAGACCUGGAGAUGCCAGGGAAGUCCAGUUUAGAGGAAGGAGAACAACAAGAACACAAAAGACCACAAUUCCCUGCAGGAGAAUCACUCAUGGUGGAAACUUCCCAGCUGGAUAUGGAGAAUAUGAUGGACCCUGGCCUGGGAGGCCUUAGUAAUGACGAGGCGGCCAUGGCAGUGAUAAUGAGCCUGCUGGAGACGGACGCCGACCUGGGCGAGGCCGUGGUCAUGGAUGAGAUCAACUGGUCCCUCUGAACUGGUCCCUCUGUCUCAUCUCUACUGAAACUCUCCACGUCUCACUAAAAUUGACUGCACUGAUCUCUCUGAAACAUGCCACAGCUCACUGAAAUUCGCAGCCUCUCUGAAAUGCCCCCCCCCUUAGCUCUCUGAAACACACUACAGCUCUCCAUAACUCGACCCAAACACAGCAUUUCCCUCAGUACAGUUUUCUCUCUCACCAGAUAUCGGCUCCCUUUUUAAAACAUAUUUUUAUUUAUUUAUUAGUUGUUUUAGUUUUUUUCCACAUAAGCUGUGUAAUCUUCAGGUGGCUGUUUUCAUUUUUUUUUUUUUAAGACAAUGCGAUCGAUUGGCGAUAAGGGACAACAGCUCUCCACCACUUUCAGUAGGAGGAAGAGAAGAGUCUGAGGCUGUGCCUACAAAGCCUUUCAGGUGGCCAUUUUGACUGUUCUUGGCGGCUAAUUGUCCGUAUCUGCUUUCCUCAGACCUACAGAUCACGUUCCCCUGCUCAGACGUUGCAUGCGUCUACCAAUUAUUGCGUGCCAAGUCAUCGGCUGUGUCAUCGACUGACCGAUUACUAUAACAUAUGAUGUGGUUAGCUGAUACGUACAAUUCUUAUCCAGGGGUUAUAAGAUCUGGCAUGCAUCAGCUACGCCUGGGCAGAGGAACGCGCCCACAGCCCCUCCCCAUCUCUGGAGUGGCCUUAGGAGGCGUGGCCUAUUUGAGCAGCAGCCAUUUUGUGUCCCCACAUGUCACAUCCUGUAAGACUAUGGCUGAAUCCCAAAUCACUCCCUUCACCCCUUGACCCUCCAUUUGCGCUUUCACGUGUGCCUCCGCCAUAUGCACAAGUGUCCCAAAGCAGAGGGAGAGAUUAGACAGCCAAGCAAACAAGGUUGCAGGCUUUAGAGCGAAGUGCUAUCCCGACACGCUCCGCGAUAUGUUUUGAGUUUCCGCAAAUAUUUUUAUUUGAAUAUACAAGUAGUUGAAUAUUGGAAUGCAUUUGGCAAUACACUUGGAAAGUAUUGGCAUGUAUUUGAAAAUAACCAGUAUUUAUACAAAUAUUUAAAUACUCCCAUGCUUUUGAACCCAGGUCUGUUUGGUCCUAGGUUUAUUUUAAAUCAUAUAUUUGGAAGUAACCAUUUGAAAAUACUUAUGCUUAAAUAGUAGGCUAUUUUAUAGGAAAUCAUUUGAAAAUACUUCUAAUAGAAGUAGUUGAUUUGGCACCACAUUAUUUGAAAAUGAUUAAAUACACAUUUCUGGUCGACAUUGAGAGUCACUGAUAGUCCGCUAUCAAUGCGCCACUUCGAGAUUUUCCCACCAUCAGAGGAACUGGGUGGGUGGGUGCGGGUCACGGCCUAACCACCAACUCUCUGGCACACAGCAUUUGGACCGACGUGUGAAGACCUGGUAUGGAUAAAUGCCACGUUCAUCCACCAUGUUGACACAGUCUUAAAAACAGAAAUGGAGGUUUAAGGGAAUAGACUUAAAUUCUAUUAUUAAAGUAGAGAUGUAUCAAAUACCUUAUAUCAAAGUGUACAGUUUAUAAAUGAUCUCUGAAUCAGGGAUCACUCAGGGAGCAACAGAACAGAAACCACCCCUCAUUCCUCCAUUUCAUGUUUAUUCAAUCUUUUAAAUUUUUUUUAUCACUUGUAGCAGUGUUUAUUUCUCAGGCUAUAUAUCAAAAACCUAUAGUACGUGGCAGUACAGACGUUGGUGUUGUUGUAAAGUGAUUUUGUUUUUCGGCUUUAUGACGCCCAUGCUUUGACUUAAUUUCAUGUGUCAUAAUGCACUGAUAGACAACAGUCUUAUACAGCUCGUUCAGGAGGUGCUACUUCAGAGGUCAACCGAGUAGUUUGUGGUGUGUGGAUUCUUUAAGGGACUACUAUGCAGAGUGAACAUUCCAGAACAUCAAUAUACAUCUCUGUCUCUCGCUUACUGUUCAAACCAGGGGUUGUAACCAUAAUUAUUUUUCGUUACAUUCCACUGUUCCGACCAGCAAAAUAAAGUUCUGAACCGGUUCAAAACCCCUAAAAAAAUAAUGGUUUAUAUCAUUCCUUUCUCUUCCUUUUUAAACUUCUUUAGCUCAACAUUAAAUGACUUCACCAAUCCGUGUGGAUGGAGCAGCUUGCUAUGGAGUGGGCAAGCUGUGAUAGAUGUUUACAUGCAUUGGGCACAAGAUGUGACUGAAAUUUUGCAGGUGGGGAGAGAGCGAGCAAGAGGGUGGAGGAGACUUGGCUUGAAGUGCUGGGUAUUUUGUUAUGACAUGCAUUAUCUGAAUUAGGAUCACAGCAUUAUACUUGUGGAGGAGCAGAUUCAAUGAAGGAACUUUGAAUGUCUUUGAACUUCCAAGAGUUGGCUUAACUUUGGACCAGAAGCUUGUGUGUGUGCAGAGCGUCACCAGAAUUAAAAUAAAAACACAUUUGACCUUUUUGUAGUUAUUAAAGCCAACUUGAAACAUGAUAAGUAUAGUAUCCUAGUAUUGUGUAAGUUUAUCCAUUCUUCUCAAAUAAAAAAAUCUAUCUCCCUAAUUUCGGAGUAAUCACACUCAAUGUCAGUAGGCUAAUAGCCUAUGCUUCAGACGGCGAGAGAUAGGUAGCCUACACACACUGGCAAAGAUUUUCAGCUGGCAGGCAGACACUGGAAUAAGUUUCUGAGUGACAGAGUGAGGGCUUUGCAUAGGCGCUUUUUUUUUGUGGGACUGAGAAAAAAAUGCCCCAAAUGUAAAAGAACAAAUGAACCAGUUCCCUUGCUUCAAAAAUAACGGUUCUGUUCCGGAACAGUAUAGAUCACUUUCGUUCCCAGUUCUGAUUCUGUUCCUCAAUUGUUGUUAUUUUCCAGUCUUUGGUUUUGUUCCCUGAACCUGUUCCAACUCCUAGUCACAACCUAACCUGUCUGGCAAACAAGUUUGCUCAGAGGUUAUAAAUUAAUGGGCAUGCUGCCAAAAUGGCAAUAUGAUAUGAAGCAUGAUUUGAGAAUUUAAGUGGGUUGUCAUCAAACAAUAUGGAUUCCAUAGCCAAUUACUUUUUUUGUGAUCAAAUACACAUGGACAAAGAAACAAGUAACAAGACCUGGACAAGACAAAAAUUGCCAACUACUUUAUUUGGAGUUGCCCAUUUUACCAUUGCCCCACCAAACUAUAAGAAGCUAGAUAAGCAUGCUUUUUAAAUGUGGUGGCUCGAGGUCAUGUCAGUAAGCCCAUCACCUGCCAUCUAUGGUCACACUGAUUGGUCUAUGGUCACCAUGCUUUGAAUGAAUAAUGGUUUUGUGGCAGCCUUAUGUGAGGUAAGACUAAAGUCCUGAAAUGUCUUUAAAAUGAUGCUAUUUAAACUCCAAUGCCUGUGUGCAUACUGCUGUUUUAGCCCAUCCCGCCACAGUCGUCACUUUUUAAAGUCUGUUCACGUUUUGUGCCAGUAAUGAUUUUGGUUCGGUUCUGAGGGUGGGAUGGAUGGAGGUGUAUUGUGAGUUCUGAAGAACACUGUCUCUGGAGCUCCACUUUUGCUUCAAUACUGAGGGAGGCACCAAUCCCACUAGGACCCCCACUACCUGUCUGUGUCUGAAGUGCCUCAUGCCGUUUCUGCAUGGAUACCUGAGAAGUGUAUAUUACAAACCAUCAGUCCCACCUUACCUCUCAACACAUUAAAUGGUAUGGCAUUUCCCCUAGCGACUGUUUAUUGGAUCAUGGGAUUAAUCAGAAGUAUGAAACACGAUUGGUGGCUGGAUUUGACGUGCCAAUCACGAGCCUGAUCACAGAUGAUGGCAUUCAACAAGCAAGCUGUGAAAGCAUGUGCCAUAGAUACAGGCUGGUCCUAUAAAAGGAAAAAAGCUGUAUGAUUUUGGUUUGUUUUAAGAAAUGUUUUUCUUCUAAUAUCAUUGUACUGUAUUUGUGAAUGCCCUGAGUUGUGAAACCGUUAGUGUACGUUUGUACAGUUGGACUGCUGCCCACCCUAUUGUCAUUGUGUGGUGGCAUUGAGUGGAAGUCGAGUACUGUUCUGUACUUUGGUUAGAGUCAACCUCAACUGUCCCUGUCCCAGUUUGAAGUACUGAACAUUAUCCAAGGUAUAGUUAGAUUUAGUUGGGGUUUUUUUUGGUUCCUUUUAUGUCCCACUCAGUUGAUCUUAUUGCAUGCAGCUGCUUUUGUAUCCUUUUUUUUUGUUUUUUAAUACAUUUUUUGUGUUUGCCUUAUAAGACAAACUAGAGUAUGAGACAGACCGGUGUGUGUGUGUGUAGGCGUGUGAAUGAGUAACCAUAAACCGUUAUCUGUGGACUGAUAAGGCUUCAGAAACUGUUUCCCAGACUAAUGCUGUUUCCCAAUUGAUGCGGAUGCCCUAGAAUCUAGAUAUACCACAAACCAAUGUUUUAUAGUGCUUGUGGCACAGGGAUCCCAGUUGGCCACUGUUAGCCUGUUAGCCUUGCCUUUUAGCCUAUCCACACACAAGCAAGGCCCUUCUUUACCUGUGGGCUCAGAGAAGAGCUGUUUGUUAGCAGGGGAGGCUAGUCAGUGACACAUUCACAUUUACAGCUUCAAAAUCACCUGUCCUGUUUUUUUAAUAUACUGGAUUUGUUACUGUUAGUAUCUGUUUUGUUUGUUUGUUUUAUUAGUGGGCUUAAGAAGCACUUAAAGAUUCAUGGCGUUAUUGCUGCUUCAACAGGUCUGGUUUAUGGCAGAGAAGUUGUCUCUAAGCUGUCUUGUGAAAAAAAGGUUAUUCUUAAUAAACAUUAGUUUCCUUUUA
Molecule: messenger RNA, 7302 nt
Organism: Salmo salar (Atlantic salmon)
Lineage: Eukaryota; Metazoa; Chordata; Actinopteri; Salmoniformes; Salmonidae
Source: RefSeq, a predicted model, not a curated record